AUGGCCACACCCAACCCAGCAGCGUCUCCGCUUCCUAUAACCACUCCUCCCGGCCACGACCACGCCCCUCUCAGCAUCACGUUCAUAAACCCUCAGCUCACUUACAAGCCCGGUGACACAAUCAAAGGAUAUGUGGCAGCAGCUUUAAAAAGAGGAGAGUUGAUCGAAGCAAUCGAGGUCUCCCUCAUCGGUACCGCAGAGACCGAAAUUUCUCCUCAAAAGCGCCCUGUUCAUGGAUCGCCAAAUCGCACUUCCAUUCGCACUCACAAUCGACUGAUCGACAUAAAGAAGCCGAUUCCACUAAUGCCGACGAAUAUCUCGCACGGAAUUUGGCCUUUUGAGUUCACUGUACCAGAGCUCACCGACAGUGUUGGAAGAUUUGGUUCAUCCCUGACUUCUCGGAAGUUUGCCAUACAGCGUCAUCAAGUUCCGCCCACCUUUUUCCACAAAGAUGCGCAUGGCAACAUGGCCCGGGUCGAAUACGGAAUCCUUGCGCAUAUGUCCCGUUCUAGCCGGAACCUAGAACCGUACGAACAGUGGGAAACGCUGAGGAUCGAUAUCCGGAAGCCGCAGCAGGACAAUCCGCCUGCGAAUCGCCAUGACUUGAAGCCCGUGGUUAGACGUAUUCAUCGCCCAGUUCACGCACAGACUCCUUGGGAUCGGCUCAAGGACUUGCUGUUUUGUAGCGCGAACUGCUCGCAUCUCCGUCUUUCACCGACAAUUUUCAUACCAGACGACAUCAUUUCGGGUCGGCCGCUGCCUUUCACCAUCCUCUUAACUCCCAAGCCGAAAGGCUCCACUGACCCCAGUAACCCCCAAAUCGAGCUCAUCAACCUCAGUGUGGUUCUGAGGGAAGAGACUUCAAUUCUUGGAUCGAACGACAGGUUCCAUCGCAUUCGUGCUUGGUUUGGUCACUCUAUUACCCUUGCAGAAAAGCAGAUCACCCUCGAAGAACAACGGAUCGAAAUGUCAGCUCCUACGAUCUUCGAGAAGGAAGGAACGCAGUCCCUCCUCAAAAGGCUCUUCACUGUGGAAGACGGCAUCCAGCCGAACGUCAAAACCUUCAACAUCUCCAAGUGCCACCGCAUUGCCAUCAAAGCUGACUUGGUUGCCGAAAAAGAAAAGUUCAGCUUGGACUUGUCGCUUCCCGUGAAUGUUCUGCAAGGACGUCAGAUGGACAUUCACUCAGCAGUCCAUACUCACAUUUCCACCACCGCAACUACUCCUGGCGGGGAUCAUCAUGCUGCGACGUGUCCGAUUUGCCGGCACCGAGCCGCCGCUAGGGUUGCUCGUCAACUACUCGAUCCGGUGCGGAUACCUAAUGUAUACGAGUAUUCCAGAGAGAGCACCAUGACGAACUCGAUUGCCCCGUCAAGGGGACCCUACAGCAGACCUACGACUAUGUUUGGACUGCAUCGCCAUCUGGAGGUUCCAGAGGAGCUGUGGGCUAUCCGUGAUGAGGUGGAGAACAGGAGGAGAUCUGCACAGUCCUUGUAA
Lasiodiplodia theobromae is the source of this 1497-nucleotide messenger RNA. RefSeq lists its product as uncharacterized. The transcript has a single exon. Lineage: Eukaryota; Fungi; Ascomycota; Dothideomycetes; Botryosphaeriales; Botryosphaeriaceae. The coding region runs from base 1 to 1497 and encodes 498 amino acids. The record is from RefSeq and is a predicted model, not a curated record.